AUCAAACAUAACGUACACCGAAAACACAUAUACUACUCUCUUAUAAUUUGAGCUAAUUUCCCGCCGCUCACUCAACCUUUUAAACAUCCAUUUGGUAGAAAUAAAACAACAGAUAUCAUUGUGUCUCUUUUGAUUAUCACCGCUAGGGUUUUCAAUUUUUCCAAAUUCGGAGAAGAUGAAACGGAGUCGCAAGCAGAAGAAACCUGAAAUUCCAAAGUUGAUGUUAGAGGAAAUUGUUGGUUUUACAACUGCGAAUGCAAAUGGACUGGCUUCUGGAGUUUCUAAUUCGAAAUGUGUGUAUAUUGCGGGAUGUGUUGCGGUGGUUUAUGACAUCGAUUCAUCCACGCAGUCACAUUUAGUUGUGUCCAAUCGAUUGCCGAAGCCAUUGAGCUGUGUUGCGAUAUCGCGUGAUGGACGUUUUGUUGCUGCUGGAGAGGGUGUUCAUGACGGCGAAAUUCUAUCACUAAGUUUCAGUUUGCCAAGCAUUGACGCUCCUGCUAAGUUUCCCCACAGCCAUUAUUUUCUUGCCUCUGGGGGAAAGGAUGGCAUGAUUCAUGUUUAUGAUGUUCAAAGGAACUUUGACAUCAUUGGGAGUUUUCGCGAUCAUUCUGCUCCUGUGACCUGCGUGAAAUGCACUUGCAGUGGCACUAAGAUUCUCAGUUGCAACGCUGAUAGGUCUCUGAUUUUCUGUGAUGUUUCUAUGAUCGAUUCAGCAUACAAGAUAUCUUGCUAUCAUCGAGUCUUACCGGGAGUUGUAUAUGACAUGGCAGUUGAUGCUUCCGCUGAGAUUGCUGUCACUGUAGGGCAGGAUAAAAAGAUUAACACAUUCAGUAUUCCUUCUGGGAAGUUAAUCAGGUCAUUUAAGCAUAUUGGAAGGGAUCCUAUCAAGGUAUCUGUGGAUCCCAGCUCCAGUUAUCUGGUUUGCUCUGACUCUUUUAAGAUUCUCUGCUUAUAUGACAUUAUGUCCGGGGAUAUGGUCGCACAAGCAGUCGGGCAUGGUGAUGUUAUAACUGGUGUCAUCUUUUUACCAGACUGUGAGCAUCUCGUUUCUGUAUGUAGUAAUGGUUGUAUCUUUGUUUGGAAAGUCCCUGGCUCUUUAUCUGCAAGGAUGCUGAGGAAAAUUAAGGAAAAUGCUUGUCCGCUAUCCCCAGCAAAAUUUCCUGCUCCAGUAACUUCAGGUCAAAUCAAACUUCAUGAGAUUAAUUACCACCAACCGGAAGGCAUAUCAAUGACUCCAAACCUCUUCCAAGUAAAACAGAGAGUACUCUGUCGAGAAGGGAGUACACCAGCGACAUCAUUUAAAUUUAGUAUUUCAAGACUCCCAAAAUGGGCACAAGCUAAAGUUACAAACCUUCCUUCCUUGAUGACUGACCCUAAUUCUUCAUUCUCCGAGACUGGAAAAUUUGGAUCAGCCGAUAAGCAGCGACCAACCUGUGAAACUGUCCUUGUGUAUGAAGAGGCACUACAUAAUCUGGAUGCUGCAGCUGAGAGAGCAGUGCAGUUGUUUUCUAGAUUAGCAAAUCAGCAUGCAAGAACAGAGAGUUCAAGGGAGCAUGAAAAUCAGUUAUUGGCCAAGGCAGCAGAAAUGCUUGUGUCAAUAGCAAGUAAAAUCAAUGCUACUGCCAAAUUGGUACAAUCUGCCAAAACUGGUUCCAAUGGGAGUGCCAAAAUGGAUAUUUCAACCAAUGAAAGUUGAGUUAUUAGAAAAAGUAAUCCACAUCAACUAGUCAAGUUGAAGGGUUGCCUCUAGUUUGUUAUCUCAGGAUCUACAACACACUUGGCUUUGCUUUAAACAUGUGGAGAACAUAAACCUCUUUCAAAGUGGCGUUGCUUCUCAUGGCUUGUUGCCAAGGAAGCAUGUCUAACACAGGACAAUCUUCAACGAAGAAGCUUUAAUUUGUGCAAUAGAUGGCAUUUAGAAGGAAACUGUCAGCCACCUCUUUAUAUAUUGCAAUGUGACUGCUCGACUUAGCAAAUAUUCUGAAAUUGCUGGGUUGAAGUGGGCAAUGCCUAAGACUACAACCAAAUUACUUCACUGCUGGAACAAAAACAAAGAGGAAGAGACAAUGUGGAAAGAUAGGAACCUCAGAUGUUUUCAAGACAGCAGUUCCACUCAACAGAUCAAAUCUAAUUGUACAUUCACCUUUUCUUUUUGGUGUAUAGAGAAGCUAGUUAAUGAAGCAUAAUCAAUACUUAAGCCACUUACCACCCCUACAAGAUCACAAAGGUAUUUUUUUUUCGGUUCUCACAUAGGAUGGGUGAGGUCUCAUAGAUCCUACACUCAGCUCCUAUUUGUGGGAUUAACGAUAUUGGAAUUACGCUGGAUAUAUUAUUAUUGUUGUGCUUGUA
Capsicum annuum is the source of this 2349-nucleotide messenger RNA. RefSeq names its product mitogen-activated protein kinase-binding protein 1. Gene Ontology annotation, cellular component: mitotic spindle. Gene Ontology annotation, molecular function: protein binding. Lineage: Eukaryota; Viridiplantae; Streptophyta; Magnoliopsida; Solanales; Solanaceae. The record is from RefSeq and is a predicted model, not a curated record. Gene Ontology annotation, biological process: regulation of mitotic cell cycle; mitotic spindle organization.